AUGAAACCAAGUAAUGCAUCGAGAUGGGUAAAAUCAUCUAUUAUUAGUAUAAUUGGUUCAGUAAUAACUAUAAUAUUACUCUUAAGGUUGAUACUACCAUCUUCCUUAACCCUUACAGCAUCUAUAUUCAAACCAUAUGUUCCAAAUUUUAAAAAUGUUCCAGGAGUUGAAUUUUAUGAUUUAAGAAAUUAUCAAGGUAAUAAAGAUGGUUGGCAACGUGGUGAUAAAGUUUUAUUUUGUGUACCUUUAAGAGAUGCAGCUGAACAUUUACCACGUUUUUUCAAUCAUUUAAAUACUAUGACUUAUCCACAUAAUUUGAUUGAUUUAUCCUUCUUAGUUAGUGAUUCAUCUGAUGAUACAAUGGGUGUAUUAUUAUCUAAUUUACAAAAUGCUCAAUCUCAAAAGGAUAAGAGUAAAAGAUUUGGUAAUAUUGAAAUUUUUGAAAAAGAUUUUGGUCAAAUUAUUGGUCAAUCCUUUUCUGAUAGACAUGGUUUUGCUGCACAAGGACCAAGAAGAAAAUUAAUGGCAAGAGCAAGAAAUUGGUUAGGUUCUGUAGCGAUUAAACCUUAUCAUUCUUGGGUAUAUUGGAGAGAUGUCGAUGUUGAGACUAUCCCAGAGACUAUCAUGGAAGAUUUAAUGCAUCAUGAUAAAGAUGUUAUUGUACCAAAUGUUUGGAGACCAUUACCUGAUUGGUUAGGUAAUAUUCAACCAUAUGAUUUAAAUUCAUGGAAAGAAAGUGAAGGUGGUAGUCAAUUAGCAGAAAGUCUGGAUGAAGAUGCAGUCAUUGUAGAAGGUUAUCCAGAAUAUGCUACGUGGAGACCUCAUUUAGCAUAUAUGAGAGAUCCAAAUGGUGAUCCAGAAGAAGAAAUGGAAUUAGAUGGUAUUGGUGGUGUUUCUAUCUUAUCAAAAGCUAAAGUUUUCCGUACCGGAUCUCAUUUCCCUGCAUUUUCAUUCCAAAAACAUGCAGAGACAGAGGCAUUUGGGAAAUUAUCUCGUGCAAUGAAUUACAAUGUUGUUGGUUUACCACAUUAUGUUAUUUGGCAUAUAUAUGAGCCAUCGACAGAUGAUUUAAAACAUAUGGCAUGGAUGGCAGAAGAAGAAAAGAGAAAAGUUGAAGAGACUAGAAUUAAAGAAUUUUAUGAUAAGAUUUGGAUUUCUGGAUUUGAUGAUGUUAGAGAUGAAUGGGAAACUGAAAGAAGUGAUAUUUUAUUAAAUAUUGAUUUAACUAAUGCACCAGAAAGUAAAAUCGAUGUGGAUUGGUCAGAUGACGAUGAUAAAUUAAAAGCUGCUAAUGCAGCACUUGCAGGAUCAGUACAGGAUGCAUUAUCAGCAAAUGGUAAAAAUCCAAAUAGUAACGAUAUUAACAAGAAGACUAACAAUAAUAACAAUAAUAAUAAUAACGAUAAUGAUAAUAAUAACAAUAACGCUGCCCAGGCACAUAAAGCUGCCGGAUUAGAGGUAGCUCCUGAUUUUGAUCCAAAUCAAUAA
This is a messenger RNA of Maudiozyma saulgeensis, 1488 nucleotides long. The record is from the annotation of a GenBank genome assembly. NCBI's taxonomy places the organism in Eukaryota, Fungi, Ascomycota, Saccharomycetes, Saccharomycetales, Saccharomycetaceae.